UCCCUACAGAGGCAACAGAGCCCCUUGAGAAAUUUCAUCCCGAGUUACAAUAAUAAAUAGCCCGUCUGUCCAGUUCGUUUACGCUUUAAUACAGCUUUCAGCUGCUACACCACAACCAGCCAAUCACUAACCGUGACGGUGACGUAAUCCCGCCUCUACGUCUCGCCUUGCGCUGUCAUUCCGAAAAAUUCUUCGGCAGCUCCAUUUUAUCGCCAUCAACCCAGCGGUUUUUUGGUGGUCGCUGAUUCAUAACCGAUAAAAGCGCUUUGUUUGUAAUUCGCGUUCUAACGCGUUGUCCGCCAACCGCCACCGGGUUUCGAGUGGAUGGGCUAAUUGACAAUGCACACGGAUUAAUUAAUCUCAUCCCGGCUGUCAAGAUGCGAUUGCUAAUGCUCCUGUUGAGCGCGCUGUGUGCUGGCGCUGCACCGAGUAAUUCAGACUAUCCCAUCAGCAGCAGUUCGGCGCUGCAAUUAGUGUCCCGGAAAUCCAGCCGCUGUGAAUUUCCGGCGGGCUGGCAGGGCCAAUGGUUCCUCAUGGGCUUCACCGGCGAGAUCAGCAUCAACCGCAGCAGUAUGUCCAGCAAGGGCGACUGCGUGGAGCAGAAGAGCGACAAGUCAGCCGAUAAAUUUCUCAUUAUUGACAGAUCCAUGAAUUGCCGGCAAUGUAUAGUGGCAAUCGCGCAACCGCACGCCAAUAUCAUACAGUACAAAGAAGGGGAAUGUGAACCGUUGGAUGAUGAGAAUUUCGUUGGCAGAAGUUUUAAAGAUUUAUGCGACACCAUUACCGGCAACUCGGAGCUGUUCACUAUGUUCAGAUUGCAUGCCGCGCCGGAAGCGUGUCCUUUCGGUGGACGAUUUUCCUUCACGUACGAGCAAGGGUCCGUACGCUGCCAGAAUCCCGUAUCCCAUGCCGAAUCCUGCGUCCGAGACUCGGAAAUGAUGCUGCAUUAUCGUUCCUGUCCGGAUCAAACUGAAGAGCGAAAAGUGCGGCUGGAGUGUCUGGCCCAUUGGCGGGACGGUGAGAAGCAGUACCUCGUGGGGCACAUCUUCCACCACAACCAUCUGGCCAGCAGCUACGACGAAUCCUUCCGCUGCUUCUUAUAUAAGGAAACCGCAAACGGCGUCCAGUUAUCCCAGUCGGCAGAUGCCAGCUGCAAGGCGGUUAAUUCACCGACAGAAGGCCCGCUAACGCUCGCCAUGACACGAGUGAGCGAUCCCCAGCCGGAAUGCAUCUUCCCCAGCUGGCUGACGGAUCGGGCCACGUGGCAGGAUAUGGCCGGGACCCAGCGCUACGUCUUCACGCCGGCCAAGACCUCCUUCCAGAUCCUGACGGUCAACCAGACCAGCGAGAAGCACCAGGUGCGCCAGGAGGCCACCUGUAUGAACCGCGAUUCCCCGGAUGCCCCGUCCAGCUCCUGGUUCCGGGUGGUCACCCUGGUGGCACGCGGCUGUGAAAAGGGUUUCCGCUGCUACAACUGGCUGCGGCGUGCCGACCAGAUUGUGCAGGUGCAAGAAGGCGAAAUCAGUCGCUCGGAGGAGUUGGCCUGUUCGGAGGAAUUCCUCAACAACCGCACGGCGUGGACCACGCUGAUCGCGCAGAACACGCAGUCCAUCGCCUGUCCCUUCCCCGGCCAGUAUCUGGUCUCCACGCCGCGGGAUUUCGCCGCGCAGUGGCCGCCACGGGGGUACCAGCGCUGCAGCCAGAUGACCAAGGUCACCAUCGGCUGUCAGCGGCAUUCCGCCGUCCAGAUGCAGGCGCACCCGGUGGAUGAUGACUGUCCCACGGCGCCGGAAGACACCAAUCCCAUGCACUUCGCUUGUCAUGGACACUGGAUGGAGAAUCAGAUUGGCUAUUUUGUGGCGACGGAAACGCGAAGCACGCGCAAGCACUGUUUUACCUAUCAAAUGGACAGCAGCGGUUUCGUCAGUCUGAGCAGUAUUCCCAACCAGUGCCCGACGCCCACCAGUCUCUCCACGGUUGACCUGUUCAACGUCACCGAAUUCACGGAGUGUGCCGCGGCGUAUUCGUCGGGCUGGCGGAUAUUUCCGGUUUCUUGUAUUUGGCUAAUAUCCAUCACGAUGUUAUUGCGAUUUCAUCGAGCCUAACAUGGCAACACUACUGACGUCAGACUGCUCAAAACUGGACCAAAAUCCUUGGCCGCUAUCCUGUUGUUGACAACAGAAGAAAAACACCAUAUUGGUGAUUAAUGCCCGUCUGUGAUAUUUAUUUGAACAAAUGAACAUGUUCUUCUCUCUACUGAUUUGUGGAUAUGAAGGCAAUACAAAGUUGUAUCGGUUUGUUUGUUGUAUUCGGCUGUACAUAAUUAUGGUUUUAUUUUGUUGUACUUAAUUAUGGUUUUAUUUUGUUUGCUGUUUCUAUCGCGAGUUUCAACGUUUCAUCAGAAUCUGCUGCCAUUGAUUAUACCGAAUAAAGUCUUGGUGAUGUUUG
Molecule: messenger RNA, 2448 nt
Organism: Paramacrobiotus metropolitanus
Lineage: Eukaryota; Metazoa; Tardigrada; Eutardigrada; Parachela; Macrobiotidae
Exons: 11
Coding region: 378-2105 (575 amino acids)
Source: RefSeq, a predicted model, not a curated record